ACACAGCACAACACCAUUGUUUCCAUUUUUCAAGCCUACAUAUACAACACUACUUUCAGUUUUUUCUGUCUCUGAAUCUCAAACUCUUCGGAAAGAUUAACAUUAAUGGCUCCAAGGGAUAUCAAUAGAUCCAACGUUGUUGUUGUUGCCGGAAUAUCCAACCCGGCCCAUAAAGAGAUCCGUUACCGCGGCGUGAGGAAGCGGCCGUGGGGCCGCUACGCCGCCGAGAUCCGCGACCCAGGCAAGAAGACACGCGUGUGGCUAGGAACGUUUGAUACGGCGGAGGAGGCGGCGCGUGCGUAUGACACGGCGGCGCGUGAGUUCCGCGGCACGAAGGCGAAGACCAAUUUCCCCACCCACGCGGCGGCGGCGCGUAGUCCCAGCCAGAGCAGCACGCUGGACUCCUCGUCUCCGCCGCCGCUGGACCUUACUCUUGCCGCCCCACUCGCCGCCGCGGGCGCGUUGGUGUUCCCGGUGGCGCGUCCCGUGGUGUUCUUCGACGCGUUUGCGCGUGCCGAGGUGCGCGCGUCGUUCGAUCUUCCCGUGGCGGCGUUCAGCGACUCGGACUCGUCCUCGGUCGUGGACUACGAGCGGGUCCCACAUCGGAAAGUGUUGGAUCUUGACCUUAAUGUCCCUCCUCCGCCCGAGGUUGCCUGAACCGGCAAAAGAUCCGGUUUUAACGCGGCUCGGUUUUUUUCUCUCUAUCUGAGAAUGAUGAUUAUCAAGUUAUCAUUGUAGUUGACAUGGUGCUAGAGUUUAUGUACAUAGAUUAUAAUUAACCAAACAAAAAAAAAAAAGCAGGCUUAUGUUUUUUCUCUAUUCUGCUUUUUUAUUUUCUCAAUGGAAGAAGGGAUUUCUUACCUCA
This is a messenger RNA of Glycine soja, 865 nucleotides long. Its product is annotated as ethylene-responsive transcription factor 4-like. Gene Ontology annotation, molecular function: DNA-binding transcription factor activity; DNA binding. Bases 106 to 657 code for a protein of 183 amino acids. The transcript has a single exon. NCBI's taxonomy places the organism in Eukaryota, Viridiplantae, Streptophyta, Magnoliopsida, Fabales, Fabaceae. The record is from RefSeq and is a predicted model, not a curated record. Gene Ontology annotation, biological process: regulation of DNA-templated transcription.